AUGAAAAGCCACCAAGUAUCUGAAAUAUUUUCUUUUACAGAAAUUAUGUGUACCAUUUCAGUCUUAGAAAGUGGAGUUGGUCGCUGUACGCAAGACAGACACUGGGGCUGGACUCACCAUCAGUGGCCCAGAAAAGGUUGUUGUCGGGAUACCAGAUUUCCUACUCCGAGAGGCCCCGGGUCCCUCUGCCACAACUUCUGUCGCUCUGCCGCCUGCACCGUGACCCGCAGUAUUCACGGGAGCCCUAGAGAGGACACCGGGACACCCAGAAGCCGGGAAAUGGAUUCAGUGGCCUUUGAGGAUGUGGCUGUCAGCUUCACCCAGGAGGAGUGGGCUUUGCUGGAUCCUUCCCAGAAGAAUCUCUACAGGGAUGUGAUGCAGGAAACCUUCAAGAACCUGACCUCUGUAGGAAAAACAUGGAAAGUUCAGAACAUUGAAGAUGAGUACAAAAAUCCCAGGAGAAAUCUAAGUCUUAUGAGAGAGAAACUCUGUGAAAGUAAAGAAAGUCAUCACUGUGGAGAAAGCUUCAACCAGAUUGCAGAUGACAUGCUGAACAGGAAAACUCUUCCUGGAAUAACACCAUGUGAAAGCAGUGUGUGUGGAGAAGUUGGCACGGGUCAUUCAUCUCUUAAUAGGCAUAUCAGAGCUGACACUGGACACAAGUCAUCUGAGUAUCAGGAAUAUGGAGAGAAUCCAUAUAGAAAUAAGGAAUGUAAGAAAGCCUUCAGUUAUCUUGACUCCUUUCAAUCACAUGAUAAAGCUUGCACUAAAGAGAAACCCUAUGAUGGUAAAGAAUGUGCAGAAACCUUCAUUUCCCAUUCAUGCUUUCAAAGACACAGGGUAAUGCACAGUGGAGAUGGACCUUAUAAAUGUAAGUUUUGUGGGAAAGCCUUCUAUUUUCUCAAUUUAUGUCUUAUCCAUGAACGAAUUCACACUGGUGUGAAACCAUAUAAGUGUAAACAAUGUGGUAAGGCCUUUACUCGUUCCACUACCCUUCCAGUACAUGAAAGAACUCACACAGGAGCGAAAGCCGAUGAAUGUAAAGAAUGUGGGAAUGCAUUCAGUUUUCCUAGUGAAAUUCGUAGACAUAAAAGGUCUCACACUGGAGAAAAACCCUAUGAGUGUAAGCAAUGUGGGAAAGUCUUCAUUUCUUUCAGUUCCAUUCAGUAUCAUAAGAUGACUCACACUGGAGAGAAACCCUAUGAAUGUAAGCAGUGUGGGAAAGCCUUUAGAUGUGGCUCACACCUUCAAAAGCAUGGAAGGACUCACACUGGAGAGAAACCCUAUGAAUGUAGGCAAUGUGGUAAAGCCUUCAGAUGUACCUCGGACCUUCAAAGGCAUGAAAAGACACACACUGAGGAUAAACCCUAUGGAUGUAAGCAGUGUGGGAAAGGCUUUAGAUGUGCUUCACAACUUCAAAUUCAUGAAAGGACGCACAGUGGAGAGAAACCCCAUGAAUGUAAGGAAUGUGGAAAAGUAUUCAAGUAUUUUUCUUCCUUGCGUAUACAUGAAAGGACGCACACUGGAGAGAAGCCCCAUGAAUGUAAGCAAUGUGGAAAAGCAUUCAGGUAUUUCUCUUCCUUGCAUAUACAUGAAAGGACACACACUGGAGAUAAGCCAUAUGAGUGUAAGGUAUGUGGCAAAGCCUUCACUUGUUCCAGUUCCAUUCGAUAUCAUGAAAGGACUCACACUGGAGAGAAACCCUAUGAAUGUAAGCACUGUGGUAAGGCCUUUAUUUCCAAUUACAUUCGAUAUCAUGAAAGGACUCACACUGGAGAGAAACCCUAUCAAUGCAAGCAAUGUGGCAAAGCCUUUAUUCGUGCCAGUUCAUGUCGAGAACAUGAAAGAACUCAUACCAUUAAUAGAUGAGAAAUCCUAUUAGUGGAAGCAAUGGGAGAAGCUUUCUGUUGUCCCACUUCCUUUGAAACACGAGAAAAGAGAGUGGUGAAAGAACCUCUGGAUAACUGCUUUUUGAAUUGAGAAGAGAGACUUGCGAUAGGACAAUAGAAUCUAGAAGAACUUGGAUGGUUUCGUAAUACAAUUCACCUAUAGCCAAUCUUGCAUGAGAUUUCAAAAGCACAGAAAAGGCAGGCAUCAGUCACAUAUUAGAGGCACCACACAGGGAGAGAGGUGUGUGGCUGCCCGCUUCCAGCCCAUUUUCCUGAUUCUUUGGCUUGUUAAUCGAGAAUAUCCCCCAAAUCACUUGUCUGUGUUCCUCAGAGUUGUAGGUCUCCAGAUAUGUCCCCAGUGCUCCACAUUAAAGAUACAUGCCCACUUUGCUAUUUCUUCAGAAAUGUUAAAAUGUUUACCAGAGAACUAAUAAAUGUUGUUAUGGCUGGAAA
Messenger RNA from Pan troglodytes (chimpanzee), 2342 nucleotides. It is a transcript of the gene ZNF20, whose product is annotated as zinc finger protein 20. Lineage: Eukaryota; Metazoa; Chordata; Mammalia; Primates; Hominidae. Bases 1 to 1869 code for a protein of 622 amino acids. Gene Ontology annotation, biological process: regulation of DNA-templated transcription. The transcript has 5 exons. The record is from RefSeq and is a predicted model, not a curated record.